Messenger RNA from Chrysochloris asiatica (Cape golden mole), 1434 nucleotides. RefSeq names its product pentraxin 4, long (gene PTX4). The record is from RefSeq and is a predicted model, not a curated record. Lineage: Eukaryota; Metazoa; Chordata; Mammalia; Afrosoricida; Chrysochloridae. The transcript has 3 exons. Bases 1 to 1434 code for a protein of 477 amino acids.
AUGGGCUGCCCUGGGAGUAGAACCCUGUGUUUCCUCCUCAUGUUGGCUCCUGCAUAUUUCCAUUCGACUUCAUCCCAGGAAGCCAGUCUACUAGGGCAGAGAAGACCCUUCUUCGAGAGGCUCCGGAGACUAGAAGAGCAGUUCCAGAGGUUCCAGGAGGUGACUCUAACCCACCUGCAGGGCAUCGCGAGCAACUACAACGUGUCCUACAACAUCGAUGCCCGCUUCCGGAGCCUGGCACUUGAGAACCAGGCUGUGGCCCAGGCACUGAACCAGUCUCAGGCCACAGUGCAGGCCGACCUGAGCCACCUGAAAACCUCGGUGAGGAAGGCUCAGCGGAGGAGCCGCAAAGUGGACGCGAAACUGCUGGUCUUGGACCAGGUCCUGAGCGAGGGGAACCGGCAACAUGCCGUGGAACACAAGGAGCAGAAAGUGCAGAGUGACGCCGCUUCCAGCCUGGCCCAGAACCUGGCCCUGGACGUGCGGAUCCUGCAGGACAUGCUGGCCAACCUGACAGAGCUUGUGCACAGCCAGGGUGUCAGGCUGGCUGCUCUUGAGGGGCAUCUGCAGGCGGCCAGGUCUGACCCUGCAGCCCCCAGCCCAACUCCACCUCAGUGGCUGAGUCCGAGCUCCCUACAGCUGCAGAGACUCAGGCAGGCACCCCAAGCUUUGCUGGAGCACAGAAGCCCACCCCGGGAUGUCAUUAGCCAUCUCCGGGCGACACAGGGGCCUGCUGGAACAGCCCCUGGGGACACUCCUCUGCUGACACGGUCCCCCCAGAGACCAGGAGAGAUUUGCAACGUGGGGCCCGCGCUCGUGUUCCCCAACGCCUCCACCGAGAACGCGGUCUUCCUUCGCCGCGGCUUCCUCUCUGGUCUGCGGGCUCUGUCCGUGUGCAGCUGGGUCCGUACGUCCCCGGGCCGCCUGGGUACCCUCCUCUCCUAUGCCACCGAGGACAAUGACAACAAAGUGGUGCUGCAUGGCCGGGACUCGCUGGCCCCCGGCUCUGUCCACUUUGUGAUCGGAGACCCGGCCUUUCGUGAACUACCGCUGCAGCCACUAUUGGACGGCCGGUGGCACCACGUAUGUGUGAUCUGGACGUCCUUCCAGGGACGGCACUGGCUCUACGUGGACCGCAGGCUGGUGGCCACCGGGUCGCGAUUCAGGGAGGACUAUGAGAUCCCUCCCGGAGGGUCCCUGGUGCUAGGCCAGGAGCAAGACACGGUGGGUGGAGGGUUUGAUAGUGCAGAGGCCUUCGUGGGGAGUGUGGCCGGCCUGGCCAUCUGGGGUAGGCCACUGACCCCCAGGGAAGUUUCAAGCCUCGCCACCGGGAAAUCGGUCCCAACAGGCGCCCUUCUGACGCUGGCCAAUGCCACAUCUGUAGGUGGGUUCGUUCAGCUGGUGACUUGCUCCUGCCUCGAGCACUGUCCCUGA